Messenger RNA from Solanum lycopersicum (tomato), 1815 nucleotides. Its product is annotated as S-alkyl-thiohydroximate lyase-like. The record is from RefSeq and is marked validated. Gene Ontology annotation, molecular function: pyridoxal phosphate binding; L-tyrosine:2-oxoglutarate transaminase activity. NCBI's taxonomy places the organism in Eukaryota, Viridiplantae, Streptophyta, Magnoliopsida, Solanales, Solanaceae. Gene Ontology annotation, biological process: biosynthetic process; L-tyrosine catabolic process.
AUUGCUACUUUGUACUCCAUAUCUGCAAAUUCACUGCCACAAAAGAAGCAUGGAGAACGGUACGACUACAGGGAUGAGAAGAUGGAACUUUAAGGAGAAUGAAAAAUUGGUAAGUGUAUCGGAUCUCACAGUAAGAAGUGUUCUUAACAAGUUGAGGUGUUGUGUUGACCCUGCUGAUACCCGACCCACUAUCCCUCUUGGCCAUGGCGAUCCUUCUGCUUUCCCCUGUUUUCUGACUACAACAAUCGCCGAAGAUGCUAUUUCUGAUGCCGUUCGUUCUGCUAAGUUCAACGGUUACUCAUCCACCGUCGGCAUCCUUCCUGCUAGACGGGCUGUAGCAGAAUACCUUUCUCAAGAUCUCCCAUACAAGUUGUCUCCUGAUGAUAUUUACUUAACAAGUGGAUGUGGUCAAGCAAUUGAAAUACUUUUGAAUGCUCUUGCACGUCCAAACGCAAAUAUUCUACUUCCAAGUCCUGGAUUCCCUUAUUAUGAAGCUUGGGGUGGAUUUACUCAAAUGGAAAUGCGCCACUUUAAUCUUCUCCCAGAGAAGGAGUGGGAGGUGGACCUUAAUGCGGUUGAGUCUUUGGCCGAUGAAAAUACUGUGGCUAUGGUCAUUAUUAAUCCUGGGAAUCCUUGUGGCAAUGUCUAUUCAGAAGAACACUUGAAGAAGGUGGCAGAAACGGCAAGGAAGCUUGGAAUUUUAGUUAUUUCUGAUGAAGUUUAUGCUCAUCUGGCUUUUGGAAGUAAACCAUUUGUGCCCAUGGGAAUCUUUGGAUCGAUUGCUCCUGUUGUUACACUCGGAUCCAUAUCAAAGAGGUGGAUUGUCCCAGGCUGGCGACUUGGUUGGCUUGUUACAAAUGAUCCAAACGGCAUACUUAAAGAACAUGGGGUCAUAGAUUCCAUUAUGGGAUAUCUCAAUAUAUCUACUGAUCCUGCAACAUUUAUUCAGGGGGCAAUUCCUCAGAUCCUUCAGGAAACAAAAGACGAUUUCUUCUCUAAAAUAGUAAAUAUGCUAAGAGAAGAUGCAGAUAUUUGUUAUGAGAGAAUCAAGGAUAUUCCUUGCAUCACUUGUCCAAGUAAACCUCAAGGAUCUAUGUUUUUGAUGGUUCAACUUCAUUUGAAUCUCUUAGAAGACAUUGAAGAUGACCUGGACUUUUGCGCGAAGCUGGCUAAGGAAGAAUCUCUGAUAAUUUUACCAGGUGUUGCUGUAGGACUCAAGAAUUGGCUCAGGAUAACCUUUGCAUGUGAGCCAUCAUAUCUGGAAGAUGGCUUCCAGAGACUAAAUGCUUUCUAUAAAAGGCAUGCUAAGAAACAAUAAGCUACUGUCUGAGAAACAACCUUUGAUAUCUGUUACGGUCCCCUGAUAUGGAGGACGCUGCAAGAUGAAAUCAGAUGUUUUCUUCCGAUGACCAAUGGUACUAGUUCGUCAAGAGACAACCUGCAAUAUUGAGUUUGGAGUACUCAAAAACUGAAAAAAAAUUCUGCUUCCUUUUAUAAGUCUUCAUUGAAUUCAACUUUAAAAUAAUAUUGGUGGAUAUCUCUGCUACACAGAGUGGCAAUGGAUCUUCAACUACUCGUUGACCCUUGGUGUGGUCUAUGUACAAUAGCUCAUACAUAAGUUGGCUAGAUUUUCAACAAUGCACCAUCACUAGUGAAUGUGUUUGUAAAGAUAACCUUUUACUAGCUAAGCUAGAACAAGUGUUUGUGAAAUGUGCAGAUUGUUGAAUAUUGUUGGGCGCAAUUGGUUGCUCACAACUUUAAACUUUAUUAUUGCCAAGUAAGGAUCAUCUUCGAUCUUACAAUUCGUAUACUCAA